This is a messenger RNA of Symbiodinium sp. CCMP2456, 1276 nucleotides long. The record is from the annotation of a GenBank genome assembly. Lineage: Eukaryota; Dinophyceae; Suessiales; Symbiodiniaceae.
AUGGAGUCUCGAGACACGGCCUUUGUUUGGACCUGUGCUGCUUUGCAACUAAUGCUCGUCCUCAAGCUCUUGUGCAUUGCAGUGGCACGCCGCGCCGAGAUCUUGCAGGCCAUCCGCAAGCACGUCGAGAGAAUGCGGUGUUUUCAGGCUCGCAGAUCACUUGUGCAGGAGGACGAGUGGCUUGUCGUGACAGAGAUAAAAGCCAAGCGUGUCCGCCUGGCACACGUCUACUUCAAUGUGUUGGUGGGCGCGUCGCUCCUGACGCUGCUUGUGAUUCAAAGAUCGAUGAUGAAAUCUCCGUUCGGGCCCGAAGCCUGGCGAUGGAUGGUACUCACGAUCUUCGCGACCUCAUUAAGCUAUCUUCUGGUGCCCAGCUUGCGCAGACCCUGUACUCACAACUACUGGUAUGUUUUUUUGAUGGGCAUCGGCGGCACUGCCAUCAUCUACCAGGCCGCCAACCCAGAGGAUCAGAAUGCGUGGCCGCCUCCACAAGCCUCGCUACAGAUUACAGCGCUUGUCCGCAUCCCUGCCCUAUGUCUCACUAAGAACAUUCGAUUGGUGGCUCUCUGCAACGUAGCCAUUAUCGUGCUGGCUGCCGUAUUGUCGCCUGCGGCACUCAUUGGCUUGGAACUCGUCAGUGCCACGGCCGCUGUCAUCGCUGCCACUGCACUGCAGGGGUUGCUGAAGCAAUCAGCAGAGCGAAGCAUCAACCAUAGCAAAAUGAGCAGCGAUCUCCAAGCUGCACGGGCACUGCUGCAGCUCAUCUGCGAUGCCGUGGUUGAGCUGGAUGAGUCCCUCCGGCUCUCACACCACUCACCUGAGCUGGCCACAAUCUUGCUGCGGGAUGCCAGUCCGGCCAGGCGGAGCCUCCAGGGCAUGCGAUUUCGAGACUUCGUCGCGACACCAGAGGAAGCAGCCAAAGCACAGAAAGAACUGCUCGGAGUGUCAAGCCUUUCAGCAGCAUCCGCCUUCCACACGCGCCUGGUUGAUGCCUACAACAGCAAGUUCCGGACUGAGGUUUUCCAUGUGAGAUAUCAACAGAAUGGCAGGACCAGCCAUUUGAUCGGCCUCAGAGACUUCACCGAUCAGACCUCCUUGGCCCAGCUCAACUCUCGCAUCGAUUCGAAUCAUUCGAAUGAGUCAGCUCUGAACGUCAGCUCAGACAAAGUCUUGGUGAGGCCGCCCCCACUACUUCCUCAGUACAACGUAUUGCUGCUUGUUGAUCUGGGCAAGAGGGUGGUGGAGGCCGCAUCGAUUUCGGCAUCUGGGCUGCUGG